GAUUGUUCUCAUUUGCAGUUGAUGUUCGCGUUUUGAGCGAAAUGCAAGUCGAUUUAGGAGCGCAAACUUUGAAGGAAAAGGGGUGGAGGGGAGGCCGAGAACUCACCCCUGUACUUUUGGUCUCGGUUGCGGCUUUGCUCGUCUGCUUCCUCCACGGGGCGCACGGGGAAACGGAGAAAGAUGACAAAGUCGGCAGUUGGACGCAGAAACUUGAUCAAUCGGUUGGACCGAAACGGAAUGAAAAUGAAUUGCAAACCAACAAAAUCAAUGUCAAACGUGACACGUGUUCAACUGCACGUACAGUGAAUUUGACGGAGCUUUCUAAUGGGAAAAAGUAUUUCUUUUCGUAUCCACAUUUCCAAGUCCAAUAUCAAAAGGGAAGCUGGAGUUUCGCAAACGAUAGGUGCACCGCCAGAGGUCUCUACCUGGCCAACCUGAAGAGGCAAACCGACCUGGACACUGUUAUAGACAACGCGGACAACUUUGUUGAAGGCUUUUCACCGGUCGGAUUUUGGCUGUCGGGGAGGAAGGAAGACCAGUCUUCGGACUUCCGGUGGGGCGACGGGACAAAGGUGGACUCGGAAUUGUGGGCGAGAAAUGCCGACAAGACCAGCCGCUGCAUCCAGGUCAGGACGGGCGUUUCCAGGAAACUCUACACCGAGGAUUGCCCUUUCAUGCACAAUUAUUUCGUCUGCGAAUUGCCCAGCGAAUGCUACUGAGACGCCAUUUUUAGUUUGAAAGUUUGGAAAAUUUUGAAUAAUCUCGUCAAAAUUUAAACCAAAAUUGAGUAGAAAACCACAAGAUCUGUCAAAAAGCGCAUAUUCUGGACACGUGGCGGCGCUGCGAACGCUCAUUUUUCCGUUCAAUUAGAUUUUAGAAAUAAAUAUAGGAUCAUAAUCGUAAUGUUGAAAAACUUAAAUUAACAUGUUUUUAUGACUUAAAUAAUGUUCUAGAGUUUCAAUAAAAACAAGCAUUGUUCAGAUCA
Molecule: messenger RNA, 985 nt
Organism: Neocloeon triangulifer
Lineage: Eukaryota; Metazoa; Arthropoda; Insecta; Ephemeroptera; Baetidae
Exons: 6
Coding region: 42-719 (225 amino acids)
Source: RefSeq, a predicted model, not a curated record